AUGUCUGGAAAAAUUGGUCGAAUAGAUGUCGAAAGAUUGGAGCUGUAUUUUAUUUGUAAUGACAGUGACAACGAAAAACGAGUGCCAGCGUUACUCAGUCUGAUAGGCGGAAACACCUACUCCCUGUUACGUGGUUUGACUGCCCCAGCGAAACCUGCGUCAUUACGUUUUGAUGCCAUAGUGAAAAUAUUAAAAGAAUAUUUUAAUCCAAAACCCAUAAUUAUUGCAGAACGUUUUCGGUUUCACAAACGUGAUCAGAGACAAGGGGAGACAAUUGGGGAAUACAUCGCGGAAAUUAGAAAACUGUCACAAUACUGCGAAUUUGAGGGAUAUCUUUAUGAUGCUUUGAGAGACAGAUUAGUGUGUGGUAUGAACCAUGAACAAACCCAAAGAAAAUUAUUGUCAAUUGUGGAGUUGACAUACCAGCAAGCUGUCGAUAUAUCCAUUGCCAUGGAGACUGCAGAGCGUGAUGCUGGUGAGCUUCAAUCAAAACAUGGGCAGAACAUUAAUAGUUCUGCAGUGCAUAAAGUGAAAGUAAGUGGGUUCAAGAUGAAAGACCGAAGUCGCAAUAGCCGUGGAAAUAACAAAUCAUGUUUUCGUUGCCUUGGUACCAAUCAUGAGCCACAAGACUGUCGUUGGAAAAAUGAAACUUGUCAUGCCUGUAAUAAAAAGGGACACAUAAAGAAAGCCUGUAGAUCGAAGAAAGUAAGACAGACUGUUCACAAUGUCCAAACAGAUGAGGAGGAAUCCAUUGCUAGUUUGGAGAUAAACACAAUGGGGAAAACAAAUCAAGAUGUCAUUUGGAUUUCGCCAAUUGUUGAGGGUGUCAAGUUUGACAUGGAGCUCGACACAGGAUCUGCUGUUUCAGUGGUCGCAGAGAAAACUUUCCAAAAAUAUUUUCCAAAUAAAGUGAAAGACUUGAAGCCCACAGAUGUUAGUUUGAAAACUUACUCGGGUGAAAAACUAAAACCAGUUGGCAUUGUCAGUGUGAAAGUUGAGCACAAUAAACAGUGUAAGCAGUUGAAGAUAUAUGUCGUUCCAAAGGGAGACAUAAGUUUAUUCGGGCGAGAUUGGUUAAAGGAAAUAAACUUGGACUGGCAUUUAAUUAAAAUGCUACAAGUCUCGAAAUCAUCGAAUGAUGGAAACACGAUGGCAAAAGUAGACCGACUUGUUGAGAAAUACAAGUCUGUAUUUCAGAGUAACAGAGGUACUCUAAAAGACAUUAAAGCAACACUGAACUUGAAAACGGACGUGCAACCCAAGUUCAUGAAAGCAAGAUCCGUUCCAUAUUCCAUCAAACCAAAGGUGGAGGCAGAGAUUGAAAAGUUAGUAAGUGAUGGAAUACUUACUAAAGUCAAUUACAGCGAAUGGGCCACACCAGUUGUGCCUGUUAUUAAACAGGAUGGAUCUGUAAGAGUGUGUGGGGAUUUCAAAGUCACAGUAAACCCAGUGCUAGAAGUUGAUCAGUACCCUUUGCCACGCAUUGAGGACAUAUUUGCAUCACUAGCUGGUGGUCAGCGUUUUUCAAAGAUAGAUCUGCGUCAGGCUUAUCUACAGAUGGAAGUUGAUGAAAAGUCACGUGACUUGUUAACAGUUAACACUGAAAAGGGGCUGUACCGUUUCAACCGUUUAGUAUACGGGAUUGCAUCAGCACCAGCAAUCUGGCAACGCGCUAUGGAUACAGUAUUCCAAGGCUUGUCAGGCGUUAAAUGUAUCAUUGAUGACAUGAUUAUUACUGGUCGUUCAGAUGAGGAACACCUGCAGAACCUGGAAAAUGUCUUACAGCGUCUAGAAAAAUACAACUUGAGGAUCAAGCUUGAAAAAUGUGAAUUUUUCAAAGACAGAAUCUCAUUCUGUGGUCAUGAAAUUGACAUGGAAGGAUUGCAUAAGACACAAAGUAAAAUUGAAGCAGUUGUAAAAGCUCCAAAACCAGAAAAUGUGUCACAGCUGAGAACAUUCUUAGGACUAGUGAAUUACUACAACAGGUUUUUGAAGGAUGUAUCAACAGUGCUUCACCCACUGUAUGAACUUCUGCGACGAGAUAAACCCUGGGUAUGGAGUGAUCAGUGUGAAGAGGCAUUCUGUGCUGUUAAAGCCUUAAUAACAUCACCAGAAGUGCUGACACCUUACAAUCCGAACUUACCUAUCCGUCUUACGUGUGAUGCGUCACCAGUUGGAUUGGGAGCAGUUUUAUCUCACGUGAUGGAUGACGGAGUGGAGAGACAAAUCGCCUAUGCAUCUCGUUCGUUAACCAAAGCAGAAAGAAAUUACUCCCAGAUUGACAAGGAGGCUCUCGCACUCAUCUGGGGAGUUAAGAGAUUCCAUACUUACCUGUUUGGUAGAGAAUUCACCCUGCUGACAGAUCAUCAGCCACUAGUAUCAAUGUUUCACCCUAGAAAGGGAAUUCCAAUGACUACAGCAGCACGGUUGCAGAGGUAUGCGUUAUUUCUGGCUGGUCACAAUUAUCGGAUUGAAUACAAGAAUACCAAAAUGCAUGGAAAUGCAGAUUGUCUUUCACGUCUACCAGUUGAUAGUGGUGACAAAGAAACUGUCGACGAGAACAUUGAUCCUGUGGAGGUGCUACACAUUGCACAGUUUGACACACUACCAGUAAGUCAUGCUAAUAUUCAGCGUGAAACGAGAAAUGAUCCAGUAUUAUCAAAAGUUCACGAGAUGGUAAUCACUGGAUGGCCAGAGAAAUCACCAGAUGUGGAUUUUGAUCCAUUCUUCCACCGGAGAAAUGAACUGACAGUACAUCAAGGAUGUUUGCUGUGGGGAAUGAGAGUUAUCAUACCCCAUUCAUCUCGCAAAAAGAUAUUGGAAGAACUUCAUGAAGGACACAUCGGAGUUGUCAAAAUGAAGGCGUUGGCGCGUAGCCAUGUUUGGUGGCCUGGUAUUGAUAAAGACAUCGAACUUUUGGCAAAACGUUAUGUGGGUUGCCAAUUCAUCCUUGGGAAUGGCCUACAAAACCAUGGGAGAGAAUCCAUGUUGACUUUGCUGGUCCUUUCUUAG
Gigantopelta aegis is the source of this 3012-nucleotide messenger RNA. RefSeq lists its product as uncharacterized. The coding region runs from base 1 to 3012 and encodes 1003 amino acids. Gene Ontology annotation, biological process: proteolysis. Gene Ontology annotation, molecular function: zinc ion binding; aspartic-type endopeptidase activity; nucleic acid binding. Lineage: Eukaryota; Metazoa; Mollusca; Gastropoda; Neomphalida; Peltospiridae. The record is from RefSeq and is a predicted model, not a curated record. The transcript has a single exon.